Molecule: messenger RNA, 4649 nt
Organism: Haplochromis burtoni (Burton's mouthbrooder)
Lineage: Eukaryota; Metazoa; Chordata; Actinopteri; Cichliformes; Cichlidae
Gene: tafa2
Product: TAFA chemokine like family member 2
Exons: 6
Coding region: 972-1382 (136 amino acids)
Molecular function (GO): receptor ligand activity
Source: RefSeq, a predicted model, not a curated record
AUCAACACUUCAGUGAGUGGAACAGACGCCCGAAGGCUGUUUUCUGUGUUUUUAAGUGCACAAGGUUAAAUAGGGGACGGACAGGUGGCACGUGCCUGAGAAUCUCUAGCUUUUCAUUGGCGUUAUUGAUGACCUGGCCCGGGUGUGUAGUAACGAAAGCAACCAAUCCCUGAUUAGUCAUCAUUUAUAGUUUCUGCUUCACUCCUUGAACUACUUUCGGAUCACACUCUCACAUUCUUCUCGCUUUCUGUCUCCUAACAUAAUUGCAGCAGCUUUGAGCCUCGCCUUUAUGAAUUAUGAAACACGCGUGUUGUGGGUUCCCCACAUUUGUGUUAUUGUUUUCAGCUUUAAAAAUACCAUUUUAAAUGAUCACCCAUUCUUUGUGACGUUUACGUCAAUAGCGGUAAUCCGAUUACUGUAACGCUGCCAGCAGAGGUACCGGAUGCGCUCUGGAGUCUCCAUAAAAGUUAGUGCGCACGGAGCGGAGCUGUCAGACUGCGAGGAGACGCGGCUGAGCAAAGACUGUGGGCUGAAGUGACUAAUGGGAUCCACCUCACUCCAUCUGAAGAGUGCGAGCUGAUAUCACGGGUGAUUAUCACCCGUCUAAUGCGCACAACAGGACCCAUUUGAACCUAAUAAGACACAGCUGUGCAGGCUUUCGUCGGGUUUGUGGACUAUCGGGAUUAAAACAAAGGGUUUGGAUUCAGGAGACUCACCUCUGUGGUGGAUGAGGUGCCAUCACCGCUCUUUUAAAAAGACGAAUAAUCGAAAGCAAUAAGCCUGUUCGAGUUCAUCCGGAGGGGCAAGACAAGCCACCACUCCCGUCUUUUUUUUUUUUUUGGUUUGUUUUUUUCCCCCCAGGACGCAAAUGUCUCCAGAGCACAGGGACGUCACUGGAUUGUAACACCAGCAGCCUCACCGAUGGUUUAAUAGGGCGUUAAAGUGCGGGAAGGGAGUGGGACAACUACAGGAUGAGUGAGCCAUACCCGCAGAUUGGAAGCAAAGGAGCUCUACUUCUAAUGGUGCUUGUCAUGAGCGUCUGGGAGAUGUCUGUACCAGCAGAAGCAACAACAGCCCACCAUGUUCGAACUGGCACCUGCGAGGUGGUGGCGUUGCACCGCUGCUGCAACAAGAACAAAAUUGAGGAGCGGUCGCAAACUGUGAAGUGCUCCUGCUUUCCCGGACAAGUGGCAGGCACCACCAGAGCUGCCCCAUCGUGCGUAGAUGCAUCAAUAGUGGAACAGAAGUGGUGGUGUCAGAUGCAUCCGUGCCUUGAUGGGGAGGAAUGCAAAGUUCUUCCUGAUCUGAAAGGUUGGAGCUGUGCUACAGGAAACAAGAUCAAAACCACUAAGAUUUCUGCUGACAGAGACCAGCUUUGGUAACGUCAGAUGCUUCACAGCGGCGUCCAGGUUGAACCAACAGUUCUGGCCCGCGGGAUCAUCAAAGGAGAAGAGAGUAAUGCAAAGGACCUUUCUGUAAAUAGAGACAUCCUUUCUUCUGGAGUGCAGUUAAACUUUGGAAAACUUUGAAUGCUUCUUCCUGAACUCUAUGGACAUCAAAAAGAGGAGCAGAUCCCAUUAAAAGUACUGAUCAUUCAGCGUUCCUUUUCAAAGGACUCCGUAUGACUAGCCUUACCGGACAACAGGAUUUAAUCUGACAUUGUGCUGCUUGUAGUAGAAUACAAUGGUGAACUUUGCCUAUAUGUUAUUUAUAGAGUAAUACCUCGUUCACAGGUUUUUUUUGCAUCACAUGUUGUCCAGGGUGAACAGCAGGUCAGUAUGUCGUAUAAGCAUUGCAAAUAUCGAACACAAAAUGCAUCGUGGCUUUCUUCUCUAACAGAGUGUACUUUGAAAAGUUUAAUAUGGGUUAAAUAUAUUUAAAUGGGGUGGUUUUCAUAGAGAUACACAGCCACAAUCAAGAGGAAUUCAACCCAAACGCUAAAACAAGGACAUGUUACAUGAAACCAGCACUUUAAAAAAAAAUGGCACCAACUGGUCAAACCUACCAGACAGCAAGAGGAAACCAUGUGUGGUCUGAAGGUCCUCUGAAAAUCAUCCUGUCAUUUCAAGCCACUUUUAUCAGUUUAAAAUAUAUUGUUUAUUAUUAUCAUUAUUAUUAUUAGUAUUAAUCUUUUUUGGAAUAUGGCUCGGGAGUUCGAAUUUUUGACAAGAGCUUAGUGUAAAUUAAACAGCAUCUGACAGCAGCAGCGGUCCUGAAGCUGUUUUCAACUAGUUACUCAAGUAUGAUUUUCUGAUCACCUUUUAGUAGGUAUCGCUGACACUUCCGUUGUCUGUGUAAGUGAUGACAUCAGUAAUAAACUAUGGUUGUGUAACUAAAGCCACGUGUCUUUGAACCAUCUGUAUGUGACAGUGACUGAAAGGCUCCACAGUGUAGUGGCUUACACAUUCACCUAUCAGGUCUCUGGGAAGAGACACAAAGCUCUUUGGGGUUGGAUCAUGAGGGGCACCUGGUGUUAUGGCAGCUCCUUAAACAUGGCAGUCCCCUUUCUGGACUUUGGAGAUUUUAUGAUUUUUUUUUUUUAUAUGAUGUUUUCUAAAACUGUGUCCCUAUCUCUUCUGAAUAAACAGGCACAGAAUUUCAUACAAACAUUCGUGGAUCCCACAAAAUGUUAAAGGUAAAGUGUGUUAAAUGUCACCAGUAGAGGUCAGUAAUUGCAGAUUGCAGUCAACUCAAUUCUGUUUUCUUACCCCUACUUAUUCAAAUGCACAAUCCGAGCUACAGUGGCCGCUGUAGGACGAAACAACUUGGGUUCAUGACAGCCUAGACUGUGAGUCUGCUGUUUACUUCACCUGUCAGGAUCUGUCCACAUCUAUUGGACUGAUGGCCUCCUGAUGGCCUAUGUAGAUGAGUCCGUAAAGCAAACGUCUGUCAGAUGACAGUGAGGUGAAUUGUUGGUGAUAGCCUGAACUUUGCUGGUGUUGUUUGCUGUUAGCCGGCAACUUUCUUUGAAGUGGAUUUAACAAGGUUGGACUCUUAGUUAAUAAAUUAAUAUGAUAUUAGAAUCAAACUGUUUAUCGGAGGCAUAACAUUAGCUGGCAUAAUAUUAGCUUAUAACCAGAUGUUGUUGUUUAGCCAGCUGGUUGUCAGCUGUCCCGAAAUGGGAGGGUUACAACUUUAGCUCGAUAGAUAGAUAAGAUAGAUAAUGGUCAUAUAUAGUUUGAAAUAACUUUUUGUGACCUCAGAAUUAAAACUAACAUAUAAAGGUACACUAAAUACACUUUACCAGUUAAUUAUUUAUGUACUGCGUGUGACUGGUUUCUUAACAUGUACAUAAAACAUGAUUAUGCAGAAUGGAAAUCCUCAUCCUGGCUACUAUAUUCAACAUGGCAGCCUCCAUGACCUGGCAGCUACUUCUAUGUUUUUAAAUUUAUGAGAAUGCAUCAGUUGGUUGGAAGACCAGAUUACAUGAUCAGUGUAUAUUUAUGAUUACAAAAUUCUCAUUUCUGUUAAACAACCUACAUAAAAAAAAUAAUUUUUCACGUACCUUUAAAGAUUUUUCUUCUAGUGUCACCAUGAUGUUACCAUUUGUGUCUAGAGAUGAAAUGUUUUAACAACUGUUUGCUGUGGAAAAGUGGAAUUCGGUGCAGACACUCACUAUCUUUGCAGACUGCAGUGAAACCACUCUAGCUGAAGUGCAGAAUUUUUGUGUGGAAAUUCCUGCAGACUCUUCUUUCUGCUUCUAAAUUAAAAUGGUAAAAUGGCGUUUGCACUCAUGAUAAUGUCAGGGGAAGUAGACCAUUCACAGAUGUCCUUUCUUACAUUCACACACAUACUACUAGAAGUACUCUGCUUUAGCUGAGGGAGCUUCCUGGAUAGAGUGCACAGGAAGCAGCACAGACAGAUGAAGCCUACCUAACAGAUAACUGUCUAUGCUAUUCUAACAUUUGCACAAUCGGACAUAACACAGACUGUAAGAGGAAGCUGUCGGUUUAACACCAUGUGUUGGACAUUUGCGUUUUCACACGCAGCUCUGCCUAAAAAAGUUCAGUACUGCAGGGCACAUGUGAAACUUACGUUAGUGUUAUAACUGCCAUGCUUGCAACAACAUUUAGCUUAGUGCUCCACUUUGCCUCGAGUAAGUGAACUGGUAGUUCUAUAGCACUUUUCUGCUCUAACUGAGCACUCAAAGCACUUUUCAUUACAAGCCUCAUUCAAGCCAAUCAAGCACUCUGUGCAAGCAUAAGAAACAUUCAUGCACUCACACACGGAUACAUGCAUUGGGAAGAAGUUGAGGUUUGGUAUCCUGCCCAAGGAUGCUUUAACAUGCAGACUGGAGGAGUACAGUAGGAGACAACCUGCUCUGCUUCCCAAACCACACUUUUAAAAUACAGCUGCAGUGCUAGGGGUCAUUUUAAAGUGCAAAUGUAUAUGCCCAGAACAGUCCACAACCUCCUGAUGAGGCUGCAAGUAAUUUACGCAACACAUUUCACUUGUAAUUUGUAAAAUUAGAUAUAUUUAAGAGUAGCCACACAGCCAGAAUUCUGACUGUUAGCCUCCUUUCAUUGUAUUAAUGUUUCUUUAAUCUUACACCAGCAAUCGGAGGGAAACAGAGGAGCCACAGGGAAAUCGGACAAAACUAAAUAUGUUCUGUAAGUUGUUUUUUUUAUAAUUGUUUUGAUAUGAAAGAU